This is a messenger RNA of Enhydra lutris kenyoni (northern sea otter), 781 nucleotides long. RefSeq names its product testis expressed 38. Lineage: Eukaryota; Metazoa; Chordata; Mammalia; Carnivora; Mustelidae. The record is from RefSeq and is a predicted model, not a curated record. The coding region runs from base 198 to 665 and encodes 155 amino acids. The transcript has 3 exons.
AAAAAACGAAACAGCUGACCCUUGAACAGCACCGGUUUGAGUCGCAGGGGUCCACUUACACGUGGAUUUUUUACAACACUGAUCAUUCUGGCUGCUGGCAAAAUACAGAACGUGGAGGGAGGCAGGGGCAAGGAUGGAAGCUCUCCCAAAGGAAGAACUUGCGGCGGGAAGAGCGCGCCCAGGAGUGGGUGGAGGUGAUGAGAGCUGCCACAUUCACCUACAGCCCGCUGUUGUACUGGAUCAACAAGCGUCGACAUUAUGGCAUGAACACAGCCAUUAACACAGGCCCUCCCCCCACUGUCACCAAGACUGAGACUGAGGUCCAGAAUGCAGAUCCUCUGUGGGAGCUGGACAUCCCCGAGAGCAGGAGCUCUGCUGCCCAAGACAGCAGCCCCAAGCCGGAGGUCCCCACCCUGCUACAACCUCCGCUGCAGCCCCUACCUUCCCCCAUGCUGCCAUCCCACACCAGUGACCCAGUUCCGAUUCCCAUCUUUCAGGAGGUACCCUUUGCUCCUUCCCUGUGCAACCUGCCCCCAAUGCUGAACCACUCAGUCUCCUACCCUUUGGACACCUAUCCUGAAAGGAAUGUCCAUUUCCAUUCCCUCCCCACUAUGGCCCAUGGAGACCACUGCUUCAGUACCAAGCCUCUUGCUUCAGAAUUAUAGCCUCCUCUCCAGGGUGGGAGCUGGAGGGACUGGGGGCAGGGCAGGAAAAUACAGCUAAUCCCAGGGAGGUGGGAUUGACACAGAGGCCAGAGCCCAUCUGGAUGUCACAUUAUGAA